Molecule: messenger RNA, 2606 nt
Organism: Phycodurus eques (leafy seadragon)
Lineage: Eukaryota; Metazoa; Chordata; Actinopteri; Syngnathiformes; Syngnathidae
Gene: pcsk2
Product: proprotein convertase subtilisin/kexin type 2
Exons: 12
Coding region: 198-2144 (648 amino acids)
Biological process (GO): protein processing
Cellular component (GO): Golgi membrane; trans-Golgi network
Molecular function (GO): serine-type endopeptidase activity
Source: RefSeq, a predicted model, not a curated record
AGGAGAGGAAACAUCAACUUGCAGAGGAGAUGCGCGCGCAAAACCUCUGAUUCCUCCUCCUCCCCCUCCUCCUCCUCUCAUCUCCCACCAGGAGCAUCCCUCCCUCCAAACAUUCAAACACAAGCCGACGGGUAACCCAGGCAAGAAGGCGCGUGCACACACACACGCACGGAGGUUAUUGACACAAACCGGUCACGAUGCGCGGAUUUCCCCGCCGUGCAGGGACACGCGUGGGAUUUAUGGUGGUGCUGAACGCGCUGCUGCUGCUGUUGGGGACGGCGACGCAGGCUGCGGAGAGGCACUCCACGGAGCAUGUUGUGGUCCAGUUGCGCGAGGAGGCGCCGGAGGAGGAGGUGCAUCAACUUGCAGCGCAACAUGGGUACCAGAGUGCUCGCAAGGUGGCCUUUGGAAAGGGGCUUUACCACUUCUAUCCUCAGGAUACCUCCUCCAAGAGGAGGAGCAAACGCAGCGCUCAUGGGAGACAGCGGCUCCAGAAAGACAACAGGGUGAAGAACAUUCUGGACCAAGAUGGGUUUAAUCGUCAGAAACGUGGCUACCGAAGUUUAGACGACAUGGAAGUGAAUAUAAGCGACCCGCUGUUCACCAAACAGUGGUACCUGAUCAACACAGGCCAGGCAGACGGGACUCCCGGGCUGGAUCUUAAUGUGGCUGAAGCCUGGCAACUGGGCUACACGGGCCAAGGAGUCACCAUUGCGAUCAUGGAUGAUGGCAUCGACUAUCUGCAUCCAGACCUGGCAUCUAAUUAUAAUGCAGAUGCCAGUUAUGACUUCAGCAGCAAUGACCCGUAUCCAUUUCCACGCUACACUGAUGACUGGUUCAACAGUCACGGCACACGGUGUGCCGGGGAAGUGUCGGCAGCAGCCAAUAACAACAUCUGCGGCGUGGGAGUCGCCUACAACUCCAAGGUGGCAGGUAUCAGGAUGUUGGACCAGCCAUUCAUGACGGACAUAAUUGAGGCCUCAUCCAUCAGCCACAUGCCUCAAGUCAUUGACAUCUACAGUGCCAGCUGGGGGCCCACUGAUGACGGCAAGACUGUGGAUGGACCCAGAGAGUUAACCCUUCAGGCUAUGGCUGACGGUGUCAACAAAGGGCGAGGAGGCAAAGGCAGCAUCUACGUGUGGGCAUCGGGAGACGGCGGUAGCUAUGACGACUGCAAUUGCGAUGGUUACGCCUCGAGUAUGUGGACCAUUUCCAUCAACUCGGCCAUCAACGACGGACGCACAGCCCUCUACGACGAGAGCUGCUCCUCCACGCUGGCGUCCACCUUCAGCAACGGACGCAAGAGGAACCCAGAGGCUGGCGUCGCCACCACCGACCUCUAUGGGAACUGCACGCUACGCCACUCAGGAACAUCAGCAGCAGCUCCAGAGGCCGCUGGAGUGUUCGCUCUGGCUCUCGAGGCAAACCCCGACCUGACCUGGAGAGACAUGCAGCACCUUUCAGUGCUGACCUCUAAGCGGAACCAGCUCCACGACGAGGUCCACCAGUGGAGGAGGAACGGCGUGGGCCUGGAGUUCAACCACCUGUUUGGCUAUGGCGUGCUGGAUGCCGGGGGCAUGGUGAAAAUGGCCAAAGAGUGGAAGACAGUGCCCGAACGCUUCCACUGCGUGGCCGGAUCUCUCCAGGAGAACCAUAAAAUCCAAUCCGGCAACAAAUUGGUGCUCGGCAUUUCCACCGAAGCCUGCCAGGGCAAGGACAACUUCGUCCGCUACCUGGAGCACGUACAGGCGGUGAUCACUGUCAACACCAGCCGCCGCGGCGACCUCAAUGUCAACAUGACCUCGCCCAUGGGCACCAAGUCCAUCCUGCUGAGCCGACGGCCCCGCGACAACGACUCCAAGGUGGGCUUCGACAAGUGGCCCUUCAUGACCACGCACACCUGGGGCGAGGACCCGCGCGGGACCUGGGUCCUGGAGGUGGGCUUCCGGGGCGAGGAGCUUCAACGCGGCGUCCUGAAGGAGUGGACGCUCAUGCUGCACGGAACACAAAGUGCCCCUUACAUAGACCAGAAAGUACGUGACUACCAGUCUAAGCUGGCCAUGUCCAAGAAGGAGGAGCUGGAGGAGGAGCUGGACGAGGCCGUGGAGAGAAGCUUGAAGAGCUUGCUGAGGAAAGCCGACUGAAAAAACCCACCUGCAUGUGUUGCUCUCAUCGCAUCCUGUCUCGAGUAUUUCUUUCGAACCCCCUCCUCACUCUGCUUUUUGCACUUUCAGUUUCGACCUUCAAUGAAUGUUUAUCAAUAAAAGUACAGUAUAUCUUUCAGUAAUUAACACAGAGAAACUAUAUUAUCAUUUUUACACUUGAACACAACAGUACAUAAACCAAAGGGUCCACUCUUGCGCUUUAAUUGUCCCGCACCUCUCUCGCGCUUUUUCUGUCUCUUCUGCCAAUUGUUGUACAGGUUGUGACUGUAAAUGAUUCAGUGUCAUCCUCCUUCACGUUUCUGUUUAUAAUUUUGUGACAUGCGCCGUUUGUACAAACGACAAAGAGAGGAAUUCAUUUGCAGCCUGUGCUCCUCCGUUUGUAUUUCAUAACCUUUGAUGUAUACUAUAAUAAAUUUAUCCAGCUGUUUAUUAAAGCACUCG